CAAGAAAGAACAAGAAAGAACAGAGUAUAGUAGUAGUAUACAACGGUCAUCUCCUCAUCUCUUUCUCUCUCCUAGGGUUCACUACCCGAUCCACGACCCGAUUGAGUGGCGAGGGUGUAGCCAUGGUACCGCACCUGCCCCCUAAUAAUAACUACUUUGUGGAUUCAUUGGUUCAUCCAUGUUACAAUUGGAAUCUACUCGUAAUAAAUUAAGGGAUUCAUUCAUUCAUUCAUAAAGAGGUGAGAUGAUGUGCUGCUGAUUUCUUCUAUAUGGACAACAAGGCUCUCAAACUUCAAACCAGGGAAUGUAGUUUGCUGCUGCUUCUUCUUCGUCUUCUAAGUUAUGAAGAGGUUUCCUUUCUCCCUUUCAAUAUAUUCUUCAUCUUUCAUAUUUCACAUUUCCACGCGCAACUUCGGUUCCGCCCGAUGCUUUCCUGAUUAUUCUCCUAGAAAACCUACCAUCAAAGAUUCCCAACUUGUCUAUAACAUUUCCACCUCCAUUAAGCAACGCCGCAGGAGUCAACCUAUUCAACAAAUUCUCAAGCCAUUCGAAUCCGCCUUUAGACCUCAACACUUUAUUUGGCUUCUCAUGGACCUCAAGACUGACUACACCUUGGUUUUCAAUCUCUUUCAAUGGUUUUGCUUACGGACACUUCCGUCCCUCGAGGCUCGUUGCAUUAUUAUUCAUAUUUCUGUUGCUGCAAACAACCCACAAUUGGCUCAUCGUCUGAUACAUGACUUUUGGUCUAAACCUAAUGUAGAUGCCACUCUCCCGUUUGCUCUUUUCACUGAAAAGUUGAUAUACACUUACAAGGAGUGGGGUUCUAAGCCCCAAGUCUUUGAUAUCUUCUUUCAAGUCCUCGUGGAACUUGGAAUUUUUGAUGGAGCCAAAAACUUAUUCUAUAAGAUGUUAAACUACGGGGUGGUAAUUUCUCUACAUUCAUGCAAUUUUUUUCUCUCCCAGCUAUCACUAAACGUCCAUGACUGUAGGACUACACCACACAUAUUUACUGAAUUCUUUAAACAGGGUGUCAAAUGGGACACCACGGCACAUAAUAUAAUGAUUCAUUUCUUUUGUCAAAUGGGCAAAGUGAAAGAAGCUCACAACUUGCUCAUUCAAAUGGAGUUGCGGGGCUACAUGCCUGAUGCUGUUAGUUAUAGCACUAUGAUCAACGGGUACUGUCAGAUUGGAGAGUAUCAUGUAGUUCUAACACUUAUUGAAGAAAUGCGAAUCAAAGGAUUGAAGCCGAACAUGUUUACUCUUAACAGUGCAGUUUUCCUUUUAUGUAAGAUUGGUAAAUUAGCAGACGCAGAGAAGGUUCUCAGGGAGAUGAUAUACCAGAAAUUAGUCCCUGAUAAGGUUGUGUAUACAACCCUAAUUGACGGUUUCUGCAAAGCUGGAAAUGUCGUUGCUGCAUAUAGACUGCUUGAGGAGAUGCAUAGUAAGAACGUUUUUCCUGAUCUCGUAACAUAUACUGCUCUUAUAUCUGGUAUCUUUAGAACAGGAAAUAUAUCGGGGGCACACAAUCUCUUUCUUGAAUUGCGUGGUAGAGAUAUGGAACCAGAUGAAAUUACUUAUACAGUACUAAUUGAUGGUUAUUGCAAAGGAGGUCAGAUUAAAGAGGCAUUUUCUUUUCAUAACCAGAUGAUUCGGAUGGGUCUGACACCCAAUGUUGUCACUUAUACUGCCCUGGUUGAUGGUUUAUGCAAAGAAGGAGAGAUAGAUACAGCAAACGAACUUCUACAAGAAAUGUGUGCGAAGGGUCUUGAAUUGAAUAUAUAUACGUAUAAUACUCUUGUUAAUGGUAUUUGUAAAGUUGGAAAUAUUGUACAAGCAAUGAAGCUAGUCGAAGAUAUGGAGAUGGCAGGCAUAUGUGCUGAUACUUUUACAUAUACAACUUUAAUGGAUGCUUAUUGCAAGGCUGGAGACAUGGCUACGGCUCAUGAGCUGCUGCAGAAAAUGUUGGAUAAAGGGCUUCAGCCUACAGUCGUUACUUUCAAUGUUUUGAUGAAUGGAUUCUGUAUGUCAGGGAUGCUAGAAGAUGGCAAGAGGCUACUUAAAUGGAUGAUGGAAAAAGGUAUCAUGCCUAAUGCCACCACCUACAAUUCACUUAUGAAGCAGUACUGUGUUCGAAAUGAUAUGCACAAGGCAACUGAAAUCUAUAAAGGGAUGUUAGGCGAAGGUCUUUCUCCGAAUGGCAACACCUACAACAUACUGCUAAGAGGCCACUGCAAAGCAAGAAAUAUGAAAGAGGCAUGGUAUUUGCAUAAAGAGAUGGUAGAGAAGGGUUAUGAUCUUACAGUAGAUGCUUAUAAUGCUCUCAUUAAGGGUUUCAUUAAGAGGAAAAAAUAUAUGGACGCCAAAAAUCUGUUUGAGGAAAUGAGGAGAAAAGGUUUAGUUGCAGAUACAGAUUUACACAAUUUCUUUAUGGAUAUGAACUAUCAUGAAGGGAAUCUGGAUUCGACGCUUGAGCUGUGUGAUGAAGUGAUAGAGAAAAGUAUUCUAGAUAAGACUGCUGACUGAACAACGUGGUUUGGCAUUCCUGAUUCUUAGCUUUGUGUUGCAGGUUGAAAGUCUAAGGUUUUUGAUUUUCUAACAAAGGAAUCCCAUGCCUGGUAUAUUCCUUGUAUAUAUAGGCUACUUAUGAUCUUACGGAGUAUGAUUGAGUGAUAUUGUUAUGGUGCCUAGUGUUUGUUUCUGUAAAUGUGAACAACUGAAUUCGCAAUGUCAAGAUAAUUGAUACUGUUAGUAUUAGUAAAAUCAUUUCUAACGGUUAC
Molecule: messenger RNA, 2777 nt
Organism: Erigeron canadensis
Lineage: Eukaryota; Viridiplantae; Streptophyta; Magnoliopsida; Asterales; Asteraceae
Product: pentatricopeptide repeat-containing protein At1g05670, mitochondrial
Exons: 2
Coding region: 343-2523 (726 amino acids)
Molecular function (GO): protein binding
Source: RefSeq, a predicted model, not a curated record